Molecule: messenger RNA, 523 nt
Organism: Ectocarpus sp. CCAP 1310/34
Lineage: Eukaryota; Phaeophyceae; Ectocarpales; Ectocarpaceae
Source: the annotation of a GenBank genome assembly
AUGGAAAAGCGUUGCAUCGCCCGCGAAGGCAGUGCAGCAAAGCAGCAGCGAGAGAAUAGAGCUUUCGUUUGGGACUUGAUCGAACCUGAUCGAGUUUGUCCUAGACACGCCGGAGUGAUGAACAACGGCAACAACCUGCAGCAGGAGGGUCAGGGUCCCCCCCAGCAGCCGUAGCCAGCACAGCCAGCGCAACCUCCACCGCCUCCACCGCCGCCUCCCGGUGGACCACCGCCCACAGCUAACCAAUAACAGAGCAGCGGCGGCGGAGCAGGAGCAGUAGCGGCAGCUCCCCAUGGUGGCGGACAGGCAAUAGCAGCGGGAAACCAGCCAGCAGGGGCGGCGGGAAAUCAACAGGCGGCGGGACACAACAACGCGCCUCCGGCAGCAGGAGGAGGAGACCAGAACGCGGGCGGAGCCGCGCCAGCCGGGCUGAGAGGCCCACGUACCCCCAUCAACCCUGUCCAGCUACUGCUUCAGAUGUCUGUACUGCUACAAGAGCAAAACGACCGACUCGGCAACCUGG